Molecule: messenger RNA, 455 nt
Organism: Drosophila navojoa
Lineage: Eukaryota; Metazoa; Arthropoda; Insecta; Diptera; Drosophilidae
Source: RefSeq, a predicted model, not a curated record
UUUCGAGCCUUUGCAUCAACUCGCUUCUAAAUUAAAACAAAAUUUAUAUUUUCCUUUAAAUUUUUAUCGCAAUUCAAGUCAAUUUCAAAAUGUGCGGAGGCGGUUGCGGUAGUGGCCCAUGCGGAGGCUGUGGCCCAUGCGGUGGUUGCGGACCCUGCUGCGGCUGCCCCACGCGCUACUUGAAGAGAUCAGAGGAGCAUAUGCCCUGUGUGUGGUGUGCACCAUGCAAAGCUCAUUGCUACAACACCCCACCCAAGUGCUGCUGCUAGGGGCCUUAAGCUUUGCAUUCGUACGGAGUCUCCUUUAAGGAAAAUCUAAGAGCUAAACACCUACUCCACUACUUAUCCUAUUCUUACUGUCGAAAAAUAAGAGGAAUUAUCCCCAGCUGAAGUCAGCUUCGAUUAAUAGUAUUUGUAAACGUGUGAAGCACGUCAAUUUGGAAGCAAGUUGGACCU